AUGGCGAAUAUGACUCUGGAGUUUAGGCAUGGAGAGGAUAUAGGCCGGAUUCCAACGACUUGGUUUACCUCUGGGGACCCCAUAGACUCGUUUAUCUGGGGUCAUGUGAUUUUGAUGGUUACUGCUUUCGCAGUCAUAUUUCCAAUUGGUAUGGUCUUGGGCCUGGGGAAAUCGCGAUGGCACGUUCCAUUCCAGGUCUUUGGCUUGAUACUGACUGUCGUUGGCUGGAUACUUCCAUCGUUCCAUGGAGGUAGGCAGUAUCUAAAGCCUAAUAUCCAUGCAUCAUUCGCAAAGUGGCUUCUAUGCGCUGUCAUCGCUCAAGCGGGAAGUGGGAUAUAUUUGGGCUUCCGUCUGGAAGGUGGACAACAUCGGACAAUCAGAAAAAUAUUGCAAAGGUGGCAUGGUGUCGCAGGAAAGUUGAUGCCGGUCGCCAGCUGGACACAAAUGAUGUUCGGAGGAGAGACGUCACAGGGUUUCUGCCACGGAGACUGGCUCCCGAUGUGUGCCGGCCAUGUCUCUAUGGGAUCUAUCAUGGUCGGUACAGGAAUUAUACUCGUUAUAAUCACCAUCGAUGGUGAGAGGUGGAUACGGAAAACUGGGAGAUCGUUGGAUUUCUACGCUUGCGGCACGAUCGCAGCAUCAGGGUGCGGUAACGCAUUAUUCGAACAUAUUCCAGGCUCCGAGUGGAACCACCGGGAGUAUAGUCACGUCGCCUUCGGGGUUUUCUGGUGGAUAGCAGGCAUAGUCGGUCUUUGGCAGACCCGCAAACCUGACCAACGGACACCUAUCCCCGGAGUGGUAUUCUUGGUCACAGGAUGGUACUUCAGCAUGCACGAGCAGCCUAAUCCGAUGGCGAAGCAUGUGCAUGAGAUCCUCGGAUGCGUGAUGAUGAGUGCUGGAGCUAUACACUUUAUGGAGAUCGCCUAUUUCAUCAGAAAUGUUGAUCGAAGCAACGCCACAGUUGACUCCAGCCCUCACAAAAGUCCGAAUCCGUCCGAGUUUGUCUUUUCGUUCUUGAUCAUAGUCAUGGGCGUCAUUAACAUAUACGCUCCUCCCCAAACCCUGUGGCUUUUCAACUACUGGGGUCUUGAUCACAUUUCCCUCAUGCUGAUAUGGUUCUCGAUUGCGAUGGGCAUCAUGUGCUUUACGCUUACGCUCGUCCAGCUCUAUAGGAGCCUCAAAAACUCGGAAUUGCAAUUGAUACGGGGUCACGGUGACCUUGGGAUCAUGGAAGAUACGGAGCUCUGUGGCCUUUUGGGUACAGAUACGGAAGGAGGUGAUGAAGAGGAGGUCAAAACAACAACAGAUCCCUCAGUCCGUACACUAUAA
Messenger RNA from Cladophialophora bantiana CBS 173.52, 1329 nucleotides. RefSeq lists its product as uncharacterized. The transcript is spliced from 7 exons. NCBI's taxonomy places the organism in Eukaryota, Fungi, Ascomycota, Eurotiomycetes, Chaetothyriales, Herpotrichiellaceae. The record is from RefSeq and is a predicted model, not a curated record. Bases 1 to 1329 code for a protein of 442 amino acids.